AAAAGGCUACUUUCUAAUAGAAGACAAGCCCAGAACUAUAAACUCACAGAAAUAACUCAAGAAACAGAUACAAGAGUAAUAAGUUAUAUUCAGAGCCAGUUAACCCCACCUUCUUGUCUCAUCAAUGCAGGCAACUUUAUUUUCACAAGCUUAGAAGAAACCCCAUCAACAAAAUAUCUUGGUUCUUCACCUGAAAAAUGAAGGAAAGCUGUCUUCUGGCUUUUAUCCUUCAUAUAAUUGCCACAGAAGCUGCAUUUAGUGUGGGUGGUGGUGUUGGUGUUGGUGUAGGUGUUGGCAGUGUAGGUGGUGGUGGUAGUACAGGUGUCUGGAUUGGUGGAGGAAUCAACCCCCCAACCCCAUCUGGCUCUUCAGUUUCAAAGCUCAACAUAGCUUACACUGCUCUCCAAGCAUGGAAAUCUGCAAUCACAGAUGACCCAUUGGGGAGUCUAAAAACUUGGGUUGGCUCAAAUGUGUGUGCUUACAAAGGGGUCUUUUGUGCAGAUCCUCAAGAUCAAAUGUUUAACACAGCAGGUCCAAUUAUUGCAGGCAUAGAUCUCAACCAUGCAAAUCUUCAAGGCAUUCUUGUCAAAGAACUCUCUCUCCUCACUGAUUUGUCUCUUAUUCACCUCAACAGCAAUAGGUUCACUGGCACAGUUCCUGACACGUUUGAAUCUCUCUCCUCGCUCACCGAGUUAGACCUCAGUAACAACCACUUUUCUGGCCCUUUCCCCACCACAACUCUCCUCAUUCCAAACCUCCUCUACUUAGACCUCAGAUUCAACAACUUUUCAGGACCCAUUCCUGAAGAUCUCUUCAACAAAAGACUUGAUGCAAUUUUUCUCAACAACAACCAGUUUGAUGGGCAAAUUCCUCAAAGUUUAGAGAACACCCCAGCUUCUGUGAUAAACUUAGCUAACAACAGAUUUUCUGGUGACAUCCCAAUUAGUUUUGGGUAUAUAGGAGGUCCCAGAGUGAAGGAAAUUCUAUUCCUCAACAACCAACUAACAGGUUGCAUUCCUGAGGGAAUUGGGGGUUGGACAGAUUUGCAGGUUUUGGAUGUGAGCUUCAAUUCACUGAUGGGUCAUUUGCCAAACUCUAUUUCAUGCCUGAAUGGAAUUGAGGUUAUCAACUUCGAACACAACAUGCUCUCUGGGGUUUUGCCAGAUUUGGUUUGUUCAUUGAGAAGCCUAGUGGAAUUUAGUGUUGCUUACAAUUUCUUCUCUGGGUUUAGCCAAGAAUGUGCCAAGCUGGGUUUUGAUUUCUCUUUGAAUUGUAUUGCUGGUAGGGAGAUGCAAAGGCCUCAACCAGAAUGCUCUGUUAUACCUGGAGGUAGCCUGAGUUGUCUUAGAAUUCCUACACCAAAGCCCCUUGUUUGUGGUAUAUUGGUGGAAGCCCAAGUUAGUAGUCCAACCCCAUCACCUCCAUGAGAAAGAAUCGAUUACUAAGAAUUUUAUUACCUACCUGUUUUCAAUUUUAUUUCAUAUGUAUGUAU
Molecule: messenger RNA, 1492 nt
Organism: Ilex paraguariensis (yerba mate)
Lineage: Eukaryota; Viridiplantae; Streptophyta; Magnoliopsida; Aquifoliales; Aquifoliaceae
Source: the annotation of a GenBank genome assembly